Messenger RNA from Chilo suppressalis (striped riceborer), 12575 nucleotides. The record is from the annotation of a GenBank genome assembly. Lineage: Eukaryota; Metazoa; Arthropoda; Insecta; Lepidoptera; Crambidae.
GAAAACGUAAGGUUCCCCCAAUACAAAUCAUGUAUGAUGUUGAUAGUAUUCCUGUUCAAGACAGCUUUAAAUACCUGGGAAUUAUCUUAGACUCCAAAAUUACCGGCGCACAGCAUUGUGAACAUUUGGUUAAUGAAUGUGAACGUCUUUUAAAUAUUCUUAGGUGUUUAGCUGGUGUCUGGUGGGGCGCUCAUCCCUUUACUCUCAAAUUACUUUAUAAUUCCUUGACACGUAGUAUAUUAGACUGUGGUACUUUUUUAUUAGAACCUGGGAGUAGUAGCGCUUUAAAAAAGCUUGACCGUAUAUAAUCAAAAGCUCUAAGACUGGUUACAGGAGCCAUGAAGUCAAGUCCAAUCAAUGCUUUACAGGUAGAGUGCUGCGAAUCGCCAUUACAUCUUAGACGCCAAUAUUUAUCUGAUAGGUAUCUCUUUCGUUCCAUCCAGUUAGCUCAUCACCCAAUUUUUUUUGGGUUGCAAUCUCUGACAGAAAAAAUUGAAUCUUCCAAUUAUUGGGUUAAUAAAUGUCCUCCAUGCUUAAUAAUAAUUAGCUACACAAAAUAUUUGAACCUCCAAUCCCCUAUACAUCGUUCUAAUUUACUUCCUCCUUUUGAAGCUAAUUACGAGUCCUUGAUUUCAUGUCCAGAUAUUAUUUUAAAUUCUAUUAAACAAAGAUUCAAAUACAAAAUUUAAUUUCAAAUACCUUAUUGAUACUGAAUAUAAUAACCAUCAUCAUAUUUACACGGAUGCCUCAAAACAUAAUCCAUCUGGUAAUGUAGGUAUAGGAGUGUAUCAUGCCCAAUAUAACAUUGUUCAAAAAAUCAAAUUACCCCCUGAAUCUUCGGUUUUUACAGGCGAAUGUUAUGGUCUUUUAAAGGCAUUGGAAUACAUAAUUACUAUGAAACUUAAAAAUACUAUCAUAUUCACAGAUUCUAUGAGUUCUCUCCAAUCACUAAGCAAAUUCCCCCUCAGAAUGAAAUUUCAUUUUCCAUUUAUUUAUGAAAUAAGAAAACUACUUUACAAGUGUCAAACUUAUAACUUCUCCGUUCAGUUCAUGUGGAUUCCAAGUCACUGUGGCAUUACUGGAAAUGAGCUAUCUGAUAAGCAAAGAGUACUUAUAUAUACUGGAAACUGAUAAGUUAGCAAAUGAGGCAGUGUAUUGUGGGGACAUGCAUCCUUACAAAAACUAUAGCAAUGACCUUUUAUCUCUUCCUAAAGAUGAUCUUUAUAAUGCCUGGUGUAAUAUUUGGGAACGAAGUUCGCGAGAAAAAGGUAAAUUCUUUGCAUCAAUUCAACCACACAUUCCUAAUAAACUAUGGUUCCGUAAAUCCAAGUAUGGUAAGAAAGAAAUCUCGAUUGUAAUUCGCAUGCGUCUUGUACAUGUCUGCACUCAUGAUCAUCUCACUAGAAUUGGCAUUAUUAACAACAAUAUAUGCGACUGCGGCAUGGGUAUGGUUGGUGAUCUCAACCACAUAUUGUUUGUUUAAACUAUGACCGCUCCUUCUUUUUCAAUGAUCUUGUGUCCCUUCAUAUUCUUUUCCCUACUUCUGUGCCUACCUUACUGUCCACUAAUAAACCAUCUGUAUAUAAUUGCCUUACCAAUUUCAUCAUCCAUAAUAAUAUUAAAAUAUAAAUAUAAUUUGUGUAUAUGUUUAUUGUGUUAUUUUGUAAAUAUGUUAAUAAUUAAUUCUUUUUAUCCUAAUACUCGAAAUCCCGAAAACCCUCCUUUUCUUUUCCUUAUGUUUCCUAACCUUUAUAAUAAUUACAAAAUUGGCUAAAAUGCACAAAACGUGCGAAGCCAUACCAAAAGAAAAAAUUAUAGAACCGGUAGUUUCUAGAGUAUUUGAUGGUAUCCUGUAGCCUACUCAGAAGUCCUGGGUUCGACACGUGAAAAUGUUUGUAUGAUGAAUACGACCAGCAUAUAUUCUACCUGAUUCAUGACUGUUUAAAUAAACAUGUCUAAAAAAAAUAUACUUUCUCUCUUUUACCCUAAUCCCAUCGCACUCAUGGAGUUGCUCCAUGCGUGAUACCCUUAAAUUGUGUUUGUUUUUACAUGUUUAUGAAAUUUUGUGUGUCUAUUUAGGUCUAAGAACAUUAAACGGAACCGCGUGCCGUCUGCGUCUUUUUUGUAUCCCGCGCUUUUGAGACAAAUAUUGUAUGCUUUCCAAUUACAGAGCAUAAUGCGACUCAGUGCCGCACAAUGCCCAAUUAUGCUGAUGCUUAAUUGGAACGUGAAUUAGUUUUCAAAUGCACCAGCAGAGUGCGCUAAGUUCAGUGUUGAAAAAAAAAGUCAAUGUUUGUACCUUCAUCCAUACUUAUAUUUAUUUUUUAACAGUUUGAAUGAACUUUGAUUAUUUAAAAAAAAACUAUUUAAUAAUUUUUCAACAAUAAAUAAUAUUACUAACGAUAACAUAUAAAUAAAACAUUUCGAUCAAUGCCAACUUAAAGAAAAAACACUUGUUAAUUUUCUGUCUCUAAGUUGGUACCAUUGCACGCAUCACACGAAAGCAUCACUUUUGAGAGUGCUCAAUUGUGCGAAGCGUUGCUGUAGUUGGAACACUCAACGCUAAGCAUUAUGUCGCAUAAUGCGCAAUAAUGCUGUAAUUGGAAAGCAACCAUUAUUGAGUGCCUCUGGCUUUAAUUCAUAGAGAAAAGUAAAUACACUGGAAACUUUAAUUGCUGUACUCGCUCUAAUGCAGGCACUCUAUUUCAGUGAAAUUAUUAUUAUCACAACUUUUUUAUGUAAAUAUGGUCUGGGUGCCAUUCGCCUAAUGGAAUUGCUAUGGUUAUCGCUUAUUUGUUUUGUUAUUUCCGACUGCCGAAGGUUUUCAAAUGCCCCGCACUCGGUUUUUCUUUUGUAUUGUUAACAACAAUAAUAAAGACAUUGAGCGUAAGGUAUUUGAAAACCUUCGGUGGUCAGAAAUAACAAAGUGAAAUUUAAGCGAUAGCGAUACCCAUAGCAAUUACGUAAGGCGAUUGACCUCCAGGUUUGCAAAGCCAUAAAGACAUUGAGGAAUUUAAAAAAAAACAAAAAUAAAAGCUAUGACAUGCCAUUUAAUCAACUUGUAUAAUUACUAUGUCAACUUUAAUUUUAUUAAAUUUAAUGAUGAUUUGUCCUUAAAUAAUUAUUAAAUCUUAAAAUAAAAAAAAAUAUUUACCAUGUGUUAGGUGGCAACAAUCCAUUGGGUGGCGCAAUUUGGCCAGACUUUAAAAUAUUUUGUAAAAAUACUUCGAGUCUUGUCUUAGGACCACCUUCAUCAAUAUUAUCUAGUAUUUUCAAAUAAUCUACACUUAUCAAUUUUAUAAUUUUUGUAAACUGUUUUCUAUAAAAUUUAAAAAAAUCAGAACCACACACAGUGAAAAAGUCAUGUAGCAAUGUAGCACUAAUAUCUGGCUCUGGUUUCAAAUUAAUGAAUGAUGCUAACCAUUGCCAACCAUAUCUAAUUCCAUGAGGAUUUGUUGCAUUAACAAAUCUCGGAGGUAAAGUUAUCCAAAUGGCGCAAUAAAGUCUAAAUAUUCCUGACAUUCUCUUAAGAAAUUUAUCCUGUUUCUCUACUAGUCCUUCUUCAUUGUAUGUAUAGCCUCUUGACAAAUAGAAUUCCAUGUCUGUUUGACCUUCCUUUUGGGGCAGGAACAUUGGGACUGAGUAUGGACAUUGUCUAUGAAAAUUUGCUUCCAAUAGUUUACCAAAUGUUGGGAAUUGAGACCAAAGUGCAACAGUCACAGCUGCUAGGGGAAAUGCUGCCUCUGGGUUACUUGACACCAAAAGCUCACCUUGUCGCACAAUCUUUUUAGCUAAUAAUGCAGUACAAUAAUAUAGCCCUUGAGGAUGUUGGGUUGCCGUUACAAAAGUAUCUAAUACUUGAACUCUUUCUCCUUUGAGCAAUUUUGAUAACUUAUCAUAUUUAUCUCUCAUAUGAGAUCCACUUACAGAUGAUAAGGCAUUGACUGGAGUGUUUACCGCUUUUUGACAGUCAAAUCUAAAUUUCUUCAAGUUAGAAUUUUCUAAAAGCUCUUUGUAUUGACUUUCAUAGGUGUCAAGAAAACUCUUCAGUUCCAAAUAAUAAUUAUAGUUUUUAGCGGAAUAAAACAUUGGCUUAUUAGGUUUGUCUUGAUUCUUUUGGUUUGCGAUAAUCAAAGCUUUAGCUUCUUGCUCUUUUUUCAUUUCAAGUUCUAGUUUCUGUUGUAGUUCUUUCUUUUUGGCCUCUUCCACUUCCUUUUCUUUUUUUACAAUUUCUUGUUGUUUUAAAUCAUGUAUAUCAUUCAGAAACUUGUUUCUUAUGUUUUCUAUAUUCAAAGCCAUUAUUUCAGAUUGUUUUACCUCCUUAUCAGUAAUUGCUCCUGUUUUACAAUAUUCCAUGAUUAUAUUCAUAUUUUUUAUAAUGGUAUUAAUAGAUGUAAUGUAAUUAUCAUAUACAUUCUUUGCAAGUGGUUCACUUUGCAACAGAUUUGUUAAUUCAUUGUAACAAAUACAAACUUUUGCAUGACUCUCUGUAAUAGAACCAAGGCGGGCAGUGGCUUUAUUUUGUUCCUCUAAUAUUUUGUUCAUGUUAUCAAUAAUUUGUUGAUUUUUUAUAUGACUUUGUUGCUCAUCAAACUUUGCCUUUUCUAAGACUGAAAGGUUGUCAUUAUCUUGGAGCCCUUUUAGAAGCAACAAUUUUCGUCUCCUAUGUUCUAAUGCUCUUCUUUCACAUUCUUCACUUUGCUUUUUCCAGUACCUGCUCAUGGCCUCUGCUCGGUUUGCUAUCAUUCUUUCAACAAGAUCUUUAAAUAACUCUUCUGUACUUUCUUGUAAUUUGAUGUCAUAUUUUUUUCGCAGAAGUGUGUAACGUAAAUCUUCUUUGCAUAGGUCUUCCAUCAAAUCUUCCUGUUUUUCACAUGUUUCCUUUGUUGUGUCAUUGGUAAUUAUUUGUUUUUUGAUAGGGCUAUUUGGUCCUAUCGUUACUUCCUUUACAAGUGGACUUAUUUCUGCAGCUUUUGUUAGUGCAGAUAUUCGGAGUUUUUCAAAAUCUGCUAACUGACUACAAAUACUGUCGUCCUUCUUUCCAGUGUUGCUAAACGACAAGUCUUCGUACGUUUCAUCAAAUAUAUUAUAUGAGUUAUUCAUACUUGAAUAUUUCUGUGUACUAAUCACACAUGUACGUAAUUUUAUUUAAUAAAACUAUUGUUUGUGUUUCUUUUCCAUUCCACAAAGCACAACAUGAAGCAACUUGAAGGUACCACAAAAAUAUGCCGAUCCGACUGACUGACGUAACUACAUGACAGUUGAAGUUGACCACAGAAUAUUGCAUCGACAGCUAAUAUAGGCCUGUGCGACAUAAACCGAUUUUACAUAAAAAAUCGAUACACUGAUAUAUCAAAUCAACAUAAAAAAUGUUAAAAACUCAUUUAAACAAAAGAAAAUGUUUUGAUUAGCAGUAUAUACUCUGACCAUUACAUGGAAUGAAAAGAAGAGACUGCUUGUAAUUAUUCUAAUAUGUCUACCUACUCGGCUCGAUGAGAUUGCGCCGGUGAGAUGCGGUCAUUCAAUGCGGCCAUUUUUACUUUUAGUUUACGUUCUUAGCUUAAUCUUCCAUAGAAAUACUACUAUUUAUUUUCUUCGAAAGAAUUUCUAACAAAAAAUAUAUAUAUAUUAAGUGGCUGAGUGAACAUAAAACUUUUGCCUGUUCUAAAAACUAUUGAUUUAAGGCGCGAAAUUCUGACAGACAAGUGUCAGAUUAAAAACGAAGUCUCGGUGUUUCAGUGUAAAUGUAAACUUUGUUUUUCGAUAUGGUUCUGCAAAAUACUGGAAAAUUUAGGCCUGAUCGAGAAAAUGGAUUCAAAAAAGACGCAGGUACCUCUUCUGGAGCAAGAGAGGAAUCGUCAGAAUCACGUAUCAGAAAUGCAUUAGAAAAUGAUCGUAUUGAUUCCAAAUAUGGAUUUGAUAGAGUGCGAGAUGCAAAGGAAAGAACUGGUUACUUAAUAAACAUGCACACGGCUGAAGUACUGGAUGAAGACAAACGGUUAGUAGCUGCAAUGGACUAUUAUUUUAUAGAGAUGGAUGGUACCCGUUUCAAGAUAUCUCUGAUGUUUCAACCCUAUUUCCUAAUAAUGGCUAGAAAAGAAUGUGUACAAGAAGUAAUUCAAUAUUUAUCCAAAAAAUUUGCUGGAACUAUUCACAAAAUAGAUAUUAUUGAAAAAGAGGAUUUAGAUUUGCUCAAUCAUCUGUCUGGCUUAAAGCAGAGUUACAUAAAACUCUCAUUCAUGACUCAAAAUGAAAUGAUGAAAGUAAGAAGAGAAAUAUUAACUGCUGUCAAUAAAAACAAAGAAAGGGAGAAAAAGGAUGCUAUCUAUGCGGAAAUGUUGACAAAUGCUUUAACUAGUUCUGCUGCUCUGGAACACGCUAAAAAGACCACAGAUCAUAUGGAAAAUAUUUUAGAUAUAAGGGAGCAUGAUGUACCUUAUCAUGUGAGAGUAGCAAUUGAUGUGCAAAUUUUUUGUGGUACCUGGUACACUGUAAAAAGUAGAGGUACAGAAUUACCUAUAUUCACAAAGCGAGAUGACAUCCUAGAAAGACCGGAUCCGAUAGUCUUAGCCUUUGAUAUUGAAACAACUAAACUGCCGCUAAAGUUUCCCGAUUCACAAACAGAUCAAAUAAUGAUGAUAUCUUACAUGAUUGAUGGCCAAGGAUAUCUUAUUACUAACAGGGAAAUUAUUUCAAUAGAUGUUGAAGAUUUUGAAUAUACUCCUAAACCGGAAUUUGAAGGGCAAUUUAUUAUAUUUAAUGAGGCCAAUGAGCUGGCCUUAAUACAAAAGUUUUUUGAUCACAUUAUGGAUGUCAAACCACACAUUUUUGUUACUUACAAUGGUGACUUUUUUGAUUGGCCCUUUGUGGAGGCACGAGCUGCUAUUCUUGGUCUAGACAUGAAGCAAGAAAUAGGUUUUAGUAAAAUUGCUGCAAGAGACAACACCUACGCAUGUCGCCCUGCAAUGCAUAUGGAUUGCUUAUGUUGGGUGAAAAGAGACUCAUAUUUGCCAGUAGGCUCGCAAGGUUUGAAAGCUGUAGCCAAAGCAAAAUUGCGAUAUGACCCUGUAGAGUUGGACCCAGAGGACAUGUGUAGAAUGGCAGCAGAACAACCACAGGUGCUAUCUAACUAUUCAGUAUCUGACGCCGUGGCGACGUAUUAUUUAUACAUGAAAUAUGUUCAUCCGUUCAUAUUCGCUCUUUGCACGAUUAUUCCAUUGGAGCCAGAUGAGGUUCUACGAAAAGGUUCAGGGACGCUGUGUGAAUCGUUACUGAUGGUGCAAGCGUUCCACGCUAACAUCGUAUUCCCGAACAAACAAGUCGAAGAACUGAACAAGCUGACCACUGACGGUCACGUCCUGGAGACGGAGACAUACGUAGGGGGACACGUAGAAGCAUUGGAAUCAGGCGUAUUCAGAGCGGACAUCAAAUGUAAAUUCAGGAUAGUGCCGUCCGCUGUAGAGAAACUAAUGGAUACCGUCGAGAAGACGAUGAAACACGCCAUAGAAAUAGAGGAGGGGGUCCCUUUAGACCUGGUGACUAACUUCGAUGAAGUGUGCGGCGAAAUCAAAGCGAAGCUGCAACAUAUGCGAGACCAUCCCAGGAGAGAUGAGAACCCGUUAAUUUACCAUUUGGAUGUGGGCGCUAUGUACCCUAAUAUAAUCUUAACUAACAGACUGCAACCAUCAGCCAUGGUGAAUCCUAGUAUAUGUGCAGUGUGUGACUAUAACAAGCCCGGUGCUACUUGUCAAAGACACAUGGAAUGGAUGUGGAGAGGAGACUAUCUGCCGGCGACGCGUAGCGAAUAUCAACGCAUCCAGCAACAAUUAGAGACGGAAAAGUUUCCGCCCUUACAUCCCGGUGAACCACCCAGAGCUUUUCACGCGCUGCCCAAAGAAGAUCAGGCUGCAUACGAGAAAAAACGCUUAGCUGACUACUGUAGGGUGGCGUACAAGAAAACCAAAGUUACCAGAACCGAAGUCAGAACUACUACAAUAUGUCAAAAGGAAAAUUCCUUUUAUGUUGACACUGUGAGAGCAUUUAGGGAUCGUCGCUACGAAUACAAAGCGCUCAACAAGCAGGCGAAGGCCAAAGUGUCGGAAGCGGUGGCUAGCGGCGACGCGGCCGAAAUCAAGUCGGCGAAGAGUCGCGAAGUGUUGUACGAUUCCCUGCAAUUAGCUCACAAGUGCAUCCUCAACUCUUUCUAUGGUUACGUCAUGAGGAGGGGAGCCCGAUGGCACAGUAUGGAGAUGGCAGGCAUCGUGUGCUAUACAGGAGCCAACAUUAUAAUGAGGGCGCGCGAGAUCAUCGAGCAAGUCGGCCGACCGCUCGAGUUGGAUACAGACGGUAUCUGGUGCAUUCUACCUUCGUCGUUUCCUGAAAACGUUACUGUUCUCACGACCCACCAGAAAAAGAAAAAGAUCAAUGUAUCUUAUCCAAAUGCUGUGCUCAACGCAAUGGUUAAAGACCACUUUACUAACGACCAGUAUUUCGAGCUCGUGGAUCCAGAGACUCGCAAUUACGAGAAACGUGCAGAGAACUCCAUAUUCUUCGAAGUGGACGGGCCUUAUUUAGCGAUGGUAUUGCCGGCUUCUAAGGAGGAGGGGAAGAAGCUGAAGAAGCGGUAUGCCGUAUUCAACUUCGACGGUUCCCUAGCUGAAUUGAAAGGUUUCGAAGUAAAACGCCGUGGUGAACUGCAGCUGAUCAAAAUCUUCCAGUCUUCAGUAUUCGAAGCUUUCCUCAAAGGCAACGACCUGAAGUCUUGCUACAGCGCGGUAGCACGCGUCGCCGACUAUUGGUUGGACGUUUUGUAUAGCAAAGGCUCGAACAUGCCCGAUUCAGAGUUGUUCGAAUUGAUAUCAGAGAAUAGAUCUAUGUCAAAGAAACUGGAAGACUACGGCGGACAGAAGUCUACCUCGAUUUCUACCGCGAAAAGGCUUGCAGAGUUUUUAGGCGAUCAAAUGGUGAAAGAUGCUGGACUCGCUUGCAGAUUCAUAAUAUCACGUAAACCGGAAGGCGCUCCAGUAACAGAACGAGCAAUACCCCUCGCCAUAUUCCAAUCGCCGGCGGCUGUCAGACGCCAUCAUUUACGGCGCUGGCUGAAAGAUAGCAGUGUCACCGAGGACCUGGACAUCCGAGACGUGCUGGACUGGGCUUAUUACAUAGAGAGACUCAGCGGCGCUAUACAGAAGAUCAUCACUAUUCCCGCCGCCAUGCAGGGGUUGGACAACCCAGUACCCCGCGUGCAAUACCCGGACUGGCUGCACAAGAAAAUGCUCGCGAAACAAGACAAAUACAAGACCAGGAAAAUCACUGACAUGUUCAGUGCCCAACCCAAAGAAUUGAAGGAGAGGGAUGACAAUGAAGCUUCUACGAGUCACCAAGAAUCAAUGGACACAGAGGUCGACAUAGAAGAUAUAGGCAAAGAGAAAAAUAGUAACGGUGACGUCAUAAGGCCGGUAGUUCACACUGUGAAGCGUAAACGAGAGGAAUCACCAGUCAAAGAAGCCGCUACUUGGCGCGAAGCUUUGGGACCGCCGCCACCUUUCGGAACUACUAAGGAGGAGAGACGGGCAUGGAUUGUGUUCCAAAAAAAGAAAUGGAUGUGGCAGAUGGAACAGCGCGGCCUGCGCAAUCGCAACAAGCGAGGUAAAAUGGAUGAUGCUAACGCAAUGCCACCACCCAAGUAUUCAGGUCCGACCAAUACACUGGGAGGUUUUAUUAGAAAGGCCCAAAGGACACUGCUUAACACGCCCUGGCAACUCAUUCAAGUAGCCGAAACAGCGGAGCCAGGUCUAUUCAAACUAUGGGCCUUAGUUGGUUCGGAGUUGCAUCAGAUCAAGCUGACAGUACCGCGCAUAUUCUACGUGAACCAACGUGUGUGCCGGCCCACUGAUAGCGGCCAGUAUUGGCGCAAAUGUAACCGGAUACUGCCGAGAGCUCAUCCGGUCCUACACCUUUACCAGUAUACUGUGCCGGAGCAAAUCUACAGGGAGCAUCAAGAGGAACUGAUGGGAGAGCUGUCGACUCCAGAGAUCGAAGGAAUAUACGAGACGCAAAUGAGCUUGGAGUUUAGAGUGCUCGUUCAGCUCGGCUGUAUUUGUGCCGUAGACCAGCAAGAGGCGAGGCGUCUUAUUCAAUUUGGCUCAAACAAUAUGGACUCCUUCACUUUAAACCAACUGCAAUUCAAGAGUGUAGCCCACCAACCUUAUUUGCAAAAACAGGAUGGGGUAUCUCCAAUGAAACAUAUCUAUCUAUACCAGCAUUCCGCAUUAAACUCCAGCCGCAGUAUGUGGGCGUUGAUACUGGGCCCGAGCAAGCGCGCGUACAUGUUCGUUUUGGACACAGUGAAGACGAAUCAGCUGCCCAAUCUGAACACUUUGUACUCUACAGAGAGGACUGCUAAAAUAAACCUCGGCAGCGACGAGAGUACUUUGCCCGGGGGGGAGCUUACAUGGGAGGUGUUCAUAGAAAGUGAAGCGAAAGCCGUAUGGCGCGGCGUUCAGCGCGCGUUACAGCGGUACCGCGACGAACGCUGCGGGCCCACGCUGUUAGCACUGCAGGCCGCAUUAUCCCCGCCUGCACUACUGGCUCUUAUGCCCGGUCUAUCGGAUUUCCCAUUGGUGCCGCUACACGUGCGAGACGUAGAAACUCUAUACAACACGUUGGAAUGGCAGCGGAUCGGUGCGCGAGCUAUCAUGCGACAUUAUCUGAACCUCGAGUCUGUGCUGCAGCUCACCAUAGAACAGUGCAGGUACUUCCACGUACCUCUAGGCAACAUGCCGGCGGAUCCCACAUUAUUCGGGGCGGACUUGUUCUACGCUCGACAUUUGGUCAAACACAACUUCGUACUGUGGUGCUCGAGCCUGGAACGACCUGAUUUGGGAGGCCGCGAGACUGAUGACAACAGACUCGUGAGUGAGACAGAAGAAAUGUCCGGUUGUAGUCACAACGCUAGCGGCGCUUACGGCAGCGUUUGCGUAGAAUUAGAAAGCGACGCGUUAGCUGUCUGCGCACUAUUACAAGCACAGCACGUUCUACAAGCUGAAGGAACCAGCGCUGCCACUUCCUUUGGGGCCCAGCACGCCAACAUUCAGGACGCCAUGGCCAGUACCGGUCCUAACGCGUCAGUAAACUACGACGAGACAGCACAAUGUAACGCAGCGUUCAAGAUCCUGAGGACUAUGAUAGCGUCGUGGCUGCGUGACGUCACUCAGUACAAGAACGUGUUCGCCGACUACCAGAUAUCGCAUUUCUAUAGAUGGCUAAAAACACCAACUUCAUUACUAUACGACCCUGCGUUACGGCGCACCCUCUACAACCUGAUGAAGAAGCUGUUCCUCAUGCUGGUAGCGGAGUUCAGACGGCUCGGAUCUCUCAUCGUGUACGCGGACUUUAACAAGAUCAUACUGUGCACGAAGAAGAAUUCAGUACUAGACGGCAUUGGUUACGUGGAGUUCGUGGUGCAGAGUAUCCGAAAUAAGGAGUUGUUUCACGGCAUCGAUAUUCGAUACAAACAGUGCUGGUCUUAUCUUCUUUGGUUGGAUGAAGCCAACCACGCGGGCGUACAGGGAAAAUUACCACCAGGCUUGGAGGAAGUGGGAUCAUCGCAAGUACCUCCUACUGAAGAAGGAGAAGAGGAAGAGGAUGGUACCAUAACAAUGCAUUGGAACCUGGCACACUUCCUACCGGCGGCGGUGAGGGAACAGUUCACUGCGGCCGUGGCAGGGUUCCUUAGUGCCGCGUGCUCACAGCCGGACCAACUACGGUCCAUACUCAGCGGGGAGAUAUCGCAGAAGCUGUUCCAAGUGACGGAGAAGAUAAACAGCCGCAUGCCGAUGCUAAAGAUGUCCGACAUAGGGCCUCAGCCGGGCCUCAAACCCGGCGCUUUGCCCCCAGAUGCCACGCCUGCCUUGCUGUACGUCAAUGCUAUCUGCAAGGUGUUUUCACUUGACACCACACUCGAUGAAGAGGUAACGCUUCUUCGUCGCAACCUGCUCCGUCUGAUUGGCGUAGGGGAAUUCAGUAGUUCAGCCGAAUGGCGCGACCCUUGUGCCUCGUGCUCUUUGUCAGAAGUGAUCUGCAAAGUGUGCAACCACUGCCGCGACCUCGACCUGUGCCGAGACACUACCCGGGCAGUCCACGACCAAUGCCCCGUGUGUGUUUGUCCUACGUGCGGCACGGCGUACGACAACCAAGAAUUGGAGUGGCGGCUAAUCGAGACCAUGAACAGAAGGGCAAUGACCUAUACGUUACAAGAUCUCAUCUGCAGUCGAUGUCAUCAGGUAAAACGAGAGAAUUUGUCAACUGUAUGCGACUGUGCUGGUGAUUUCUCACUAAUGGUGCCUUCCAAAGAGAUCCACUCACAACUGACCACUUUCAAGACAAUUGCGCAAUACUACAAAAUGCCCCUAUUACUUGAACUCAUAGAAUUCCACUUGGCGAAGAUGUGAUAGAUGUAACAUUAAUCAUUGUAAUUAAGUUAUAAUAAAUGUUUAUUUAUUUAUUUUGUAUUUCCAUACCCUACCACAGUGGUUACUAAUCUGGGUUCUGUAAAUCUCAUCUUGGUGUUCUGC